UAGAUUUAAAUUCGACCCUCCAUAACCAUACAAAAAUUUUCAACCUAAAACUCCAAAUUUGGAGAGAUUUUGCAUAUGAUAAUACAUUGCCUUUUACAUAUAUUACCCCACUAAAUAGAAAUCAAUGCAAUAUAAGUAGCUAGAGAGAAUACUUUUCCUCAAUCAUUCACAUAAAAAAGAAAGCAAUGGCAGCCUUUGACAACGCAUCACCACGCAUAUAUAGUAUUGAUUUUAGCUCCAACGUCAUUGUUUUGAUUAUCCAAUUUAGUUCUAAGAUAAUUUGUACAAUUUGAAGUUGUAUCACAAUAUUAAAAGUACAAAUUGGAGUUAUAUCAUAAGGAGAUUUGUACAAGCAGUGGCGUAGUAAGAUUUUGGAUGGAAUGGAGUCUUCAAAUAUUUCGAAUUGAUUAGAGUCCUUACAUGAGAUGGUAUCGCGCGAAAGUAUGAUGUCCUAUAUUUCAAGAAUCAUACUUAAACACAUAUAUUUAAAAGGUUUUUAGUACCCUAUUUUUUGCUAAGCGGGGUCCUAGGACCCCUCACCUCAAGCUCUCCCUCCGCCACUCUAUACAAGAGAGUAUAUGUACAACCUGAAGUUGUACCAUAACGUAAAAGGUACAACUCCAAGUUAUACAACACAAAAAAAGGGGGUAAAUACAAUUUAAUAUCCAAACCUUUUAUUUUAAACAAUAUAAUAGCCAAACCUUUUCGAAAACAAUCUAAUAUCCAAAUCGUCAACUUUUUGUCUGUUUGACCGUUAGUUGACACUUCAAAAAAGUUCGAAGUACGACACUUCAUCAAUAUUCAUCGAUAUCUUCUCUGAAAAACCACCAACAUAUCGUAGUUCCAAACACGAUAAGUCUAUGACUCCACCAUGAUGGUAUGGAAUAUCUAAAUAUUCAGUCAUCUGCAAUGCCAAAACAAGAAAACAAAGUUAUAUUGUGACAAUUUCCCCUAAACAAAGCUCUUUUGAAGUGUCAACUAACGGUCAAACAGAUAAAAAGUUGACGAUUUUGAUAUUAGAUUGUUUUCGAAAAGGUUUGGCUAUUAUAUUGUUUAAAAUGAAAUGUUUGGUUAUUAAAUUGUAUUUAAAAAAAAACUAAGCACCAAUACUUUAAAAGUAUUGUAAAAUUCUUCAACAUUGAUUAUUAGUAACAAAAAGGUGUAAUUAUACCCAAAAUUAAACUUUAUGAACCCUAAUUAUUAGUACCAACUCUUCUCUCUCUCCAUAUCACUAAAUUUGCUAAGCUCGUUAACUCUCCUUUUCACCAAACCAUUAAACUCACCUUCACCAAAUUUCCUUCCUUUAUCUUUCUUCCAUCCAAUCCUCUUAUAUAUAUCCCAAUAGUUCCUCCUACUCAACCUUCCAUUCCAAUCCCACUUCUUCUUCCCCAACACACUAAACAACACAAAGAAAGUAGAGGAAUCAUGGCUUCUUCAAGUCAUAGCACCUCUCUCUUCUUCUUCUUCGCCUGCACAGUGGCUGCUUCCUUCUGCUUCCACUCCUCCAUGGCCAGAAGCUUCGACGUCGGAGGUAAAGAGGGUUGGGUCGUCAAGCCUUCCGAGUCCUACGAUCACUGGGCUCAGCGUCUCCGCUUCUUAGUCAACGACACCCUCGUGUUCAAGUACAAGAAAGGAUCGGACUCAGUGGCGCAGGUGACGAAAGGGGAUUACGACAGCUGCGACGCCAGCAAGAAGCUCAAGGUGAUGAAAUCGGGGACCUCAAUCUUCAAGCUCACACAAUCGGGACACUUCUACUUCAUCAGCGCCAACAAGCAGCAGUGUCUCGCCGGCCAGAAGCUCAACGUCCUCGUCCUCGCCGUCCGAUCUCCCCCCUCAUCGGCGGCGACACCCAAAACUCCGCCACCGCCGACACCCAUUAUUGCACCGGUUCUGCCUCCAACCGCAUCCCCGCCGCCGCCAAGCCCCGCCGCCGGGACUCCCCAACUGGCCCCACAGCCAUCUGCCGAUUCUUCUCCUCCUCCUCCCGCCGGCGCUCCAGCUGCUUCCGGGAACUCGCCUGCCGGGCAGCCGGCGGUGUCACCCGACACCGCUAACCAGACGGCGGCUAAGAGUUCUUCUUCUUCUUCUUCGGCGGCAGUGGCGUCGCUGGCUUUGGUGGCUGUUGGAUUGGGAUUCAUAUCGCUGUUCAUGUGAUCUAUCAUCAUCUUCCUAUAAAUCGAGUUAACGGUAGAUUAGUGAUUGUGUUUCUUUUUUCUUUUCGCUUCUCCUUUAAUUAUUAUAUUGGGUGUUUGAUGUGGAUUUGAUUAUUGAUGGGGUUUGUAAUUUGUAUUUGGGAUUUGUUCAACUUGGUCAUUUGUGUGAGACAUAUUUCUUGAUCAUUUACAUUAUCGUUUUUUUUUUAUUAUUGUUACCUUAUUUAAAAAUUCGACUUUUAAUGUAGUUGAUAUUGUAUUCUUCACUGCGGGCAUAUACGUGGACGAUACAGAAACACUAUAUAAUCAAUGGUCAAAUAUAUGUGGAGGGUAAAUGUCAUAUUUGGUUAUCUGAGAUUACUAAAUCGUGUCAUGUUUA
Linum trigynum is the source of this 2532-nucleotide messenger RNA. The record is from the annotation of a GenBank genome assembly. NCBI's taxonomy places the organism in Eukaryota, Viridiplantae, Streptophyta, Magnoliopsida, Malpighiales, Linaceae.